Messenger RNA from Microthlaspi erraticum, 1509 nucleotides. NCBI's taxonomy places the organism in Eukaryota, Viridiplantae, Streptophyta, Magnoliopsida, Brassicales, Brassicaceae. The record is from the annotation of a GenBank genome assembly.
AUGGCGUCCAUGAGCUCUGGUGAUGAAAGCCUCCGACUUUGCGUGUUUGAUUUGAGGAGAGGCCAAACCGAAGGACAGGAGCUUGACAAGAUUCUCUUCUUCCAUCCUGCUGACUUAGACUUCUCGACGCAGUUAUCAGUGAUCGGCCUCAGUGAAGGUCUUAUUACUUUUACUAGACUUUUCUCUCCGGAGGCAGCUUGUGAGGUGAUAGAAGCAGAAAGACAUUCCCAUGUUUUCUACGAAGCUGAAUCUGAUAUCUGGAUGGUGAUGGUUGUGGAGAAAAAUAAGGAGACAGGAGCGGUAUGGAGGAUUGAUGCAUUGAGGAGGGUGCUAAAGGAAGUGCACUCACUCUUUGUGAUGUUUCAUGGGUCAAUGAGAGCAUUAAUCGAAAAAGAACCAACAGGAGGGCUUACACGAUCACAGCUUUAUCCAUUCAUCACAGAUUAUUUGAGCAAUUUUUUUGUUAGGAAGAAACUUCAGCUACCAACUUUCCGAGAGACUUUGAGAGAGCGUGGAACUGUUCAAAUGCUUACUUUAGCAAGAGAGACAGCACUUGAAGUUCAGUCUCUUGUUCAAGUACUGGAUUCAUGUACUGGGAGCUUACGAUGCCAUUCUAUGAUCUUAUAUCAAGAUUUAUUGGUCUCAACAACUCUUUCUGCUGAUGAUACCGUCAACUUAUUUACAUUUGCUGUAAUGAGGUUGACCUCAAAUGCGUUAUCCUCUGGCGCGAGUACCUGGUCAUAUCGACGGAAAGGGCCAGUUUCACCUGAAAUCUCUGCUAGAGCUACUCCGGCGCAACUUGGUUCAGUUGAUUCUGGAGAUUCAGGAAAUGGUGAUAACAUGAUGCAUGUUAUUAGGCCACUGCAAAAUGAGAAGUGGACAAAGGGGAAAGAUGGUUUUCUUAUAACCGAUAUUUGGAGUCUAGAGACUGGUGGUUCACCUGAUUCUGCCAUCCCUACAAUCUGGCUUCAGCAGACACAAGAGAGAGUGUAUCUCCUUGCUUAUCAGUAUAAAAGUCUCACCUUGCUUCUUCUCAUGCCUACGACUGCCAUUGUCAAUGGAGAUUUGAGCGUCUCAGCAGUGAAACAGAAAGUUGUUGAAGAUGCAUCACUGAGAAUUUUGAAAAUUGAAGAGAAGAUUUCUAGAGGGUGGGGCGGUGAGAAUGCCUACCAUGUUAAGGGCUACCGUUACUUGGUAGUUGAUAAUGACGUGGAAGUUUCCAGAGCUUCUCCCUCAGGAAAAGUAGCAACUCUUGCAAAGGAGUCUCUACUUUCACUAAACAAGCUCAGAGAAGAAGUGGAUAUAGAAAAAAGCCGUGCGAAAAGGCAAGAGAAAAACAUGGAAAUAUGCAUCAGAGCUAAGAACAAUGCGUGGGUCAUCGCUCGUGUGACCAGAGGUAAGGAGCUUUACAUGGCUUUGGAGAAAGCCAGCGACACUCUUCUUGAUGCCACAGACGCUGUUGGAGAAUUCAGCAACAGGUAUUGCAGCGGAGUGUUCUUGAUGGACUGA